Messenger RNA from Brugia pahangi, 1989 nucleotides. Lineage: Eukaryota; Metazoa; Nematoda; Chromadorea; Rhabditida; Onchocercidae. The record is from the annotation of a GenBank genome assembly.
AUGAUGCGGAAAAUUUCGAUUCAGAUGAACGUACCGCACUCAGUCAGUCAGCUGAACGUAUUCCGGAAUCUGUUGAUGAUGAAUCAUCGUCUGCUGCGGCUUUCUCGUCGAUCUUCCCUCCUUGUCGAUUUAAUUUCACUUUUUCAACGAUCUUCUUCAAAUACUGUUAAACCAAUUCGUCUUCCUGGACAGUUCACUGGAACACAGGAUGAAAAUGAGGAAGAGGAAGACGAAGAUCCGAAACAGAUGUCAAAAGGAUGGGUACUGGAAACGAUACGUCAAAAAAAGGAAGCAAUUAUCCGUUUACGAAGUCAACCGUGGAGUAUGAAGCGGAAAAGACGUGCCCUAAAAGUAGCACGACGAUAUCUAAAACGUCAACAAUCAAAAGUAUCACGAUGGCAUCUGUAUAAAGUAGAAGCAACCAGGCAAUGGACAGCAUUUGGCCGUUGGUGUAGUAAUAUGAAAAUUUAUUUAAUACCAUGGGAAGCAAAAAUUAAAACAAUCGAGAGUCAUUAUGGUUCUGUAGUUUCAUCUUAUUUUACAUUCUUACGAUGGAUUCUUAGUGUAAACAUUACUAUGACAAUAAUAAUGAUGUUGUUUGUUACCAUUCCAGAGUGGUUAGCAGAUUCUCGAGGUGGCCCAGAACGAUUUAAUCGAACGUAUCAUAUUAAAGUUAUGAAAGAGAAAGAUAUACCACGAGCUGAUGAGUUGAAUACUGUUCUUGAUUUUAAAGGCUAUUUCGAGUAUUCAUUGUUAUUUUAUGGCUACUAUAGCAGUGAAACAUAUUUCGGUGAUACGGUGCAAUACAGUGUACCUGUUGCAUAUUUUAUUGUAAAUUUAUUUAUUCUCGGUUACAGUUUUUUUAUUAUUUUACAAAAGAUGGCAUCAAAUGCUCGACAAAGUAAGCUUUCCGGUGGUAAAGCGGAGCAAUAUGUAUUUAACUGGAAAUUAUUUGCCGGUUGGGAUUACUCAAUCGGAAAUGCGGAAACUGCUUCGAACUUUGUAAUGGCUAAUGUUAACAAAUUUCGAGAAAUAAUUGCUGAAUACAAUGUAAACCGUACAAAAAAAUUCGACUUUCUUCAAUUUACUCUUCGUGUCUUAGCAAAUAUAUUAGUGUUUGCGAUGCAAGCUGGAUCAGUAUGGGCUAUUCUUGCUAAUGCUGUAUCAAUAACGGUCUCAUUUAUCACUUUAACAUUUCCAAAUUUUUUCGAUCUCAUCAGUAAAAUGGAACGUUAUCAUCCACGAACUGCUCUUCGACUACAAUUAGGAAGGGUUUUAUUCCUCUACAUAUUGAAUUAUUAUACUCUUAUUAUUUCAUUGAUGUUUAUGUUGAAUACAAUGGAAAGUCAACGAAACGUUGGUGAACGUCUUAUUCCGGUUGCACAGUAUUCUUCCGAUUAUCAUCAUAAUAAGGCACCGGUUUACAACACUUCCUAUAAUCAAUUUAUUAAACAACGAAGUGGUCGUCAAGUGGUAUUCGAUUUUCCAUCUGUUGCGUCAUCACUUUUCAAUCGUAGUAAAUUCAUUGACAUUCCAACAACGCCAUCUCCUGGCAAAUCAUGGACAACUGUUUUUCCAAACUUUGGUCCACUUGGUAUCACAAAUCCAAAAGCUGUUGUAAGUGAAAAUCGACGUGGUAUUAUGAAUGCAAGUACGUUUGUUGCAUAUCCAAUUGGUAACACUGAUUGGACAAAAAAUAUUUCCGCUAAACCAACAUUUCUAAAUUAUUCCACUACCGUACAAGCGGUUUUGUCAGCAGCUCGUUUGUCCACGGAUUGGUAUGAGGAAUGUUGGGAAAAUCUUAUCGGAGAGGAAAUAACAAAAUUGGUGACAACUGAUUUGGUGAUGACAAUUGCAUCCAUUUUGGUGAUCGAUUUUUUCGAGCUCUUUGGGUUCGAUACACCAAUAUUUGGUGGUUUUGGAAUUUGGAAACAACAUUUCCAGAAUAUGGUGAAUUUAAAGUUGCUGAAAAUGUGUUACAUUUGGUAA